CCGUUGAAUGCAAUACGCAGUGCAGACGAUGAAUUUCCCGAAAGCAUCGUGCGCUCAGUGAAGGCGCCCGUCUGUGUCUUGGUAGUGGAGAUUAUUAUAUGGUAUAAUAAUUAUUAUAAUCUGAAUUUGACCCAUAACAAAGGAGGCUUGAUGCCGCCUUGCUCGACUCUGUGGCCAUGUUGUGCACAUUGCUGGAGGACUUGACUUGCAUCCUGCACAGAUCAGUCACCGGCAUGUUCUACAACAACAGCAACAACCACAAACAACAACAACAACAACAUUGAGUCCCUCGAGAACAGAAAUCUCAACAACCGGAGAGCUCGCAGCGCCAACCUGUACAUGUGCGAACCGGACCUCCUGAAGGCGAGCAAUGUGUGCACCUGUCGCAAGGCUAUCCUACUAGCGGAGGACGGCUUCAUCCACAACUCCCUCAAGGGGGACGAGCUCCCUGCGGACUUUGGCGUCGAGGGCAAUGGUAACCUGGUUCUGUAUUACAAUCGGAAAAACAGUUGCAUAGAGCGACACAGCAUUGCAAUGUGGCCGAGUCUCAACAAGACCCAGAGAGUUCAUCUGUGCAACACAACCAUCGCGAUGGAGUGGACGAUUGCCGGUCUCUACAUCUGCAGGUACAUUCAGAGGAAGCUGUAUGACCGAAUCCACAGCGCGUCGGUGUCUCCAGGUAGAGGGGGCGUGGCCCAGGACGCUGUGGAAAUCGCGAGAGACGUUGUGGAUCUCAUGCGCGACUACGACGACGCAAUGAUCCCCGAGGUGGACGAGUUGCGAGAGCUCCUGAGCGAACCACAUAUUAGGGUGAGUACAUUGGGGUCCCAAUGCUUUUGCAACCUGCCCUCCACUGCCUUAUGGAUAGACGGCUGCUUCCAGUCCAGUGGUGACCCAUACUUCAUGGUACAGGUGACACCAGUGAGGCACAAGCUUGCAGCAGUAUGGGUGCUCAGUGAUCAGCUGCUGACCUAG
Macrobrachium nipponense is the source of this 975-nucleotide messenger RNA. RefSeq lists its product as uncharacterized. Lineage: Eukaryota; Metazoa; Arthropoda; Malacostraca; Decapoda; Palaemonidae. The transcript is spliced from 3 exons. Bases 340 to 975 code for a protein of 211 amino acids. The record is from RefSeq and is a predicted model, not a curated record.